AUGGCGGCCACACCGUUCGUAAAAUAUGAUGACGGGGCCGUUCCCGAUGGAUUUGCAGCAAACUGCUUUCCUGUUCGAACAUUGCUCAGAAAUACGGACGAUGGAAGCGGAGCAUGGCUGAUUGCUCAAAGGGCCGAGCAGAGACGUCGCUUCAAGGCUGUUCUCUGUACAAAGCCACGUACAUACUCCAGGAUCAAAGGUGAAAGGAAGAGGGCUGAGAAACAGGGCACAGCUUUAGCCACCCAGAGCUUCAUUGAUGAUGAUGAGGAUGUGGAAGAGGCACCAGUGCUCGAUGGAUUUUUUUUGAUGAAACACUGCUGCGUAGAAGACCCAGUGGACUUGUGUUCUGUAAAUAUUGCAGGGAAGGAACUGACCGAAUAUAAAGAGGAGGACUUCCAGCUGUUUGACAAUGUUGCUUAUGUCAAUGCAGGAGAAAAUUACCUCCCUUUUGAGGCUUUUCGAGGAUUUCCAAUCAUAAGAGAACUUGAAGUCCCCCUGAACGCCAUCAGAAAUAUCAAACUGAAUCCUGGUGACUAUCCUCAUCUUGAAAUGGUGGAUAUGUCCUAUAACAAUCUAUCACAUGAUGACAUUCUGGUCCUGGGCACCCUACCUUCCCUGAAAGUGCUACACCUGACUGGUAACAACUUCCACUCUCUACCUACAGACAUGGCCAUCCCCUACAUUGACCCAGUCAGUAAAAGACAAGUACCAAGAUUCAAAAAUUUAGAAAUUUUAAUGUUGGAUGACAACAGAUUGGCUGAUGUGCGUGUGUUUGCUGCUUUGGCAGGUUUAAACAAACUGAGACAUUUGAAUCUGGAGAAGAAUGAAAUAUUUUAUGUACCACAACUAAAAUCAGUGGAGGGAACAAUGGUGGUCAAUGAAGAUGAGAAGGCCACAGAAAAGUUACGAAAGUCUGCUCAGAAGUCUGCUCGAAAGUCUGCUCGUACUCCUCAUUCUGGAAAGCAAACAGAACGAGAACAGGAGGUGUCGGUGGUUGUUGACCAACCAGAAGGUGAAAAAACUGAGAUGUCGAAAAUGGAUACAACACUGGCAUCUGAGUCAAUCUUAGCCCCAGCUAACACAUUGGACAUCAGGUCAGAGGUCAAAUCAAUGGAGGACCCAGUAAGCAAAAAACCAGAAACUAGUAAUUUAACAGAUCUCCUAGAGACAGAGUUUAGUGGGACAAUGGGAGACUUGUCAGCAAGGAUAAAAGAUCUGGACUUUACAGUGGCAUCACCACACAUUGUAGAUACAGCCAGAAAUGGUGCCCCAAAUAUAGAAAAAGAUGAGAAAGCACCGUCGUUUCCACCUUUUCCAGAGCUCAGAUACCUCAACCUUGCUAGAAACACUAUAGCAGAAGAGGAAGCCCUGCUGGCCGUGGCUGCAUGGCCAAUGUUGAUGGAGCUAGUCAUCCACUCGAAUCCACUCACCACUACCAAGAGUGGUGACCCACCACUUCUCUCACGUUUCCUACAUGAUAGGCUCGGAAUUAAACUCAUCCGCAAGAAACAAAAUGACAACAGCUUCAUAAAACCUAAAGUGGAAAUCACACAGAAGAAGUCACGCAAAGUGACAACUAUUGUACCAAAGAUCCCAAAGAUUCCUCUGGAGGAACGCUUGAUGUUGGAGGCCCCUAAACCUCCUCCAGGACCCAAACCUGACCAAACAAGACCAGGUCACAGUCAGGUGGUCAAUGCCCUUGACCUUCACAAUAAACCCCUAACACCUAUUCCAGGAACCCCAGAUUACCAACGACCAUAUUCUGCAGGGUCUGAACCGAAAUCUCAGGGCAGUAAAGAGGAGGUGAAUGAGACAAAGAAUGCCUGGGAGGACGAGAGCCACCCAGUAAUUGAAGAAGAAGAAGUAAAGGAAGAGGACAGAGGAGGCUCGGCUUUCUUUAUGACACAGGUGGAUGAACAGGAAGGGGAGGUAGCCCAGAAAGAAUCCAACAAGAAGGUGAAGAAGGAAAAGAAACACAGAAAAAAGAAGGAGAAGACAAAGGAGAAAGUAGAUGAUCGUUACAAAGGGUAUGAGAUCCUGCUUGACUGUGAAGAGGACCCAGAAUUUAUAGCACCAAAAGACAUGCAAGGUAACGUGCGGGCAUUGAAGUAUGCCCUGAACCAUGAGUUGGUAUACCGAGAUCCAGCUGUUCACCUCAACAAAGUCACUCGCCAUAUUGAACCCUAUAAGAAGUGGACAUUGCCUGAACUGACACCUCGCCGUACCAAACCGGAAGAGAUCGGUGAAACCCUGGACUUUAUUAGGACACGUCGCACAGUAGAAGAAUCUAAUUUGGGCGAGGUUCUUACGACUCGUCGUAAACCACCAAGUGAAUUGGCCGAGGCUCAGAAACUGCUAGGGGAGAUUCAACGUCGAUACAAUGCUGUGAGAGUCAAUUCUAUGAAAGAAGCAAAGGAAGCAAGAACUGUGAUCAGCGGACUUCAGGAUGUUCAUGGUGUGAAAAAGGAUGCACAUGUCACUAUAUCUUAGCUAGUCUAGUGUAAAAUCAUGAGACUAUGAACCAUGCAAUAUCAAAAUGUUAUGUUAUACAAUCACAUUGAACUCACAGUUUGUGUCAGUGUUGGAAAACUAAACACAAAAUCAUACUGUACAGAUCACUGUGGGCGUUGUGUCAUGCUAAUGUAGGUUUAAACAGUACACUUAUCAAUCCACAACGAUGAUCUGUGUUAUUUAUGAGAACAGUUCCAUUCCAAUGGAAGAAUGAUUCUUAUGUAUGGUGUGUUUUAUAUACAACAACCUGGCAAUAUCUUUGGCUGCCAAAAAGAACCUGACAUUGCACAUGUAUUUUCUCAGAGGCUCAAAAAUGAUUCAGACAAAGUACAUCAACUGUCAAAUUUUUUUCACAAGAAAGAUGGAUUUAUAUAAAACGUGACAAUUUUAGAAAAAGAAAGCAUUACUGAAAUUGAAUGUAAAGUCUUCCUUUCUACUGUUUCUUCUGUGACUUCAAAAACUAGACUAUUCAAUA
Ylistrum balloti is the source of this 2986-nucleotide messenger RNA. RefSeq names its product X-ray radiation resistance-associated protein 1-like. The transcript has 14 exons. Bases 1 to 2490 code for a protein of 829 amino acids. The record is from RefSeq and is a predicted model, not a curated record. NCBI's taxonomy places the organism in Eukaryota, Metazoa, Mollusca, Bivalvia, Pectinida, Pectinidae. Gene Ontology annotation, cellular component: nucleus.